Durusdinium trenchii is the source of this 1326-nucleotide messenger RNA. NCBI's taxonomy places the organism in Eukaryota, Dinophyceae, Suessiales, Symbiodiniaceae. The record is from the annotation of a GenBank genome assembly.
AUGAUUUUCCGGGAGAACAUUCGCCCAGAGUGGGAGGACAAGAUGAACGCGCAAGGAGGGCACUUUCAAUUCCAGUUGAAGCCCAACAUUGGUGGUGGACAGGUGGAUGAGUAUUGGAACAACUUGGUAUUGGGGAUGAUCGGUGCGACCAUUGAACCGGCCAACAUGAUCACAGGGCUCCGAUUGGUGGACAAGCUCUCUGGUCCGAGGGCCGCCGGCGUGAUUCGCCUGGAGGUGUGGUUCACCAAUUACGAUGAUGCCUCCGCUGUUCAGGUGCUGAAAAAGAACGUGGAGAAGUGCAUGGCAACACGCCUGGCACUGUACUCAGAUCGAACUGGCCACAAGGGUCUCGCCGAGCGCCAAGACGUGUACAAUGAACAUUUGGCCCUCCAAAUGAACCGCGAGAGUUCGAAAGAAUGGACAGAGAGAUUCGACCGCGUUGGCGGGGCGCGGGGCCGCGCUGCCUUUCGAGGCUGGCGAGAUGGCUCGCGAGCUGCCGGGGUCAGCAGCCGGGGUCAGGUGUUUGGAGAUGUUUGCAGCUACCCUCCUGCAGACUGGACGAGAAGUUUCCCCUACCAGCUAGGUGUCACAUCUGACCUGCGAGUCCCGGACCCGAUGUCGGGACGCCCAGCGCGCCUGGUGGACGGGGCCUUCCGUGUGGUCUUGGAAGGCCUCCGACUGAGGUAUGGAGAACAAAGAAUGGACGCGGCAGAGGUCACCCCACUGCUCAAGAAGCCGCCUGCACUCUUCUCCCCCGGCCACCGAAUGCGAAUGAACAUUGUGCCAAUGUUCCUGAACAUCUUUAUUCCAUGGGGAAUCUACGUAUAUUGCUUCGGCCUGAGCUCCUUCUACCUGAUGUAUUCGAUGCCACUGAUCGCGUGGCUUUGCAUCUCGGUGGUUUUCCUCAUUUGGUUCCUCUUCGUCCUGGUCGCUUUCUGUGCUCGAAAGUACGACCCGGACCCGACUUGGUUCACCUUCUUCACCAUCUUGGCAGCCAUUUGUGCUGCUUGGGGCAUCAUUGCAGGGUUGUCCAACCUGCAUCAGUAUGAAGCUCCAUACUACACCCUGCUAGAGAUGUCGGACGCCAGUGGUCCCAAUGGCACCGGCGUUGACCCGGUGACCCUGUCGGGCGAAGACGUCAUGGAUGCAGGGAUGGUGACCUUCCAGGCCGGCUCCACCUUCGAUGCCCGGAGGACCUGGCACUUCAUGAAAGGCACCUUGUAUUGUGUCGCCCCCAUCGUGGGCCCCGGCGGCCUCGCGCCCUUGCGGCAGACCUAUGACUUCUGGGCCGUCGGUGCGGGGUUCCGCCGGACGGCCGGACGGUAG